AAGUGCAAACACAUUCCGGAUUACACAUUCGAUUAGUAUUCUAACGAUGAGCGAAUAUAAACGCGCCUUUAAUUUCGUUGUACGCGCCAUCGCCGCUGUCAGCCUCUUGAUCGUUAUGGCCGCCUUCCACCAACAGGACGACGAUGCUGGAUCCCACUAUAUACAUCCCAGAAGAGUCAUGCAGUGAAACGUGCCAGCUAAAACUAGACCUAAGUGUAUAUUGUAUAUAUAGCUACGACUUAAGUAUUUAUCGCAUAUUAAUUUUGCAAAUAAGCAAUCAGUUAACAUAAAUCAAAUUACAAUAAAUAAAUGGAAUUAAAGGUUUA
Drosophila sulfurigaster albostrigata is the source of this 326-nucleotide messenger RNA. RefSeq lists its product as uncharacterized. The coding region runs from base 47 to 187 and encodes 46 amino acids. The record is from RefSeq and is a predicted model, not a curated record. The transcript has a single exon. NCBI's taxonomy places the organism in Eukaryota, Metazoa, Arthropoda, Insecta, Diptera, Drosophilidae.